AUGAUACAAUCAAAGAAUAAAGAAAGGAUACAAAAUCAGCUAUAUGAAGUGUUAGUCAGUAAAGUAAAAAGUAAAUUAACAAGUCGAUCUAAACAACAGUCAAUUAACAGUCAAGAACAUGAAUUGAACAAACAGAAUCAAAUUGAGAAAGGACUGCAAUUGAUCAGUCACUUAUUGGUAUAUGUGCCUGUUGUGCAUAUUACUUCGAUAUGGCCUUAA
Messenger RNA from Schistosoma curassoni, 219 nucleotides. NCBI's taxonomy places the organism in Eukaryota, Metazoa, Platyhelminthes, Trematoda, Strigeidida, Schistosomatidae. The record is from the annotation of a GenBank genome assembly.